Molecule: messenger RNA, 1179 nt
Organism: Rotaria sordida
Lineage: Eukaryota; Metazoa; Rotifera; Eurotatoria; Philodinida; Philodinidae
Source: the annotation of a GenBank genome assembly
AUGGACAAGAUUGUUAUUUCCGAAGACCGUUAUGGUCGAAAACUUAAUCAUAUGGAAGAUGAUGAUAUUAUCGACCGUCUUAAUAAUCGAUAUACAGUUCUGGCAUUAAUAAUGUGUUUUUUUAUAAUUACAGGAAAGACUUAUAUAGGAGAGCCAAUCAACUGUUGGACACCAGCUCAAUUUACUGGACCACAUAAUGUUUAUACAAACAGUAUUUGCUGGUUAAAAGGAUCCUAUUAUUUGCCAACCGAAGAAAUUACAAUUCCCGAUCGAUCAAAACCUCGACUUUAUCAUGUUUCUUAUUAUCAAUGGACACCAUUUAUUCUACUUGGUAUGGCUCUAUUUUUUCUUUUACCUCGAUAUAUAUGGCUUGCAUUUACACGAGGAGGUGGAGUCAAUAUUCAGAGAAUUGUAAAAACUACUAAAGAUCAACUAGAUCCUGACAAAGGUGUUGUUUUAGCACAACGUUCAUUAAAAUCAUAUAUUGAUACACAAAAUACAUUACAUGGAACAAUGUGUUGUGGUAUUCCUUGUCAUAAUUUUUAUUUUAGUUAUACAUUAACAUAUUUUAGUAUUAAAAUACUUUAUAUUGUCAAUACACUUUGUCAAUUUUUUCUACUCAAUACAUUCCUAUCAUUUCAUUUUACUAGUUAUGGUCCUCAAGGAAUAAAUAAAUUAUUUACUAAUGAUGAUUGGUUUGAAUCACCAAGAUUUCCUCGUGUUACUAUGUGUGAUUUUAUGAUACGGCAUUUAGGUUCAAAUCAACAUUGGUAUGCAAUUCAAUGCAAUUUACCAAUUAACAUAUAUAAUGAAAAGAUAUUUCUUGGUAUUUGGAUAUGGUUAAUAGUUUUAACGAUAUUAAAUUUUUUAUCAAUGAUUUUUUGGAUGGUAUCAUUGGCAAGAACACGUCGGGUAGCAACAAUUAAAAAAUAUUUGAAAAUCUAUACACCACGAUCAGAAGAAAAAGAAGCUUUAUUAUCAUCAACAACAAUGAUAAAAUAUCGAAGAUCUGACGUAGCGGAAACAGCUGAUGAUCUUACACGUUAUUUAGGCUUGGAUGGUUUUCUAAUAUUUGACCUAAUUGCACGUAAUACAGACGAUAUUGUAGCUGGAAAAAUCAUUGAUCUUUUAUCUAAAAGUUAUGAACGACCUGCUCGACAUCAUAUGAGCAAUGUUUGA